GAAUGUGGGCUGGGACCGGCUACGGGUGCUGGGCACUCAAGGCACCGCCACCACUCAGCUGGGAGCCACCACCCAGCAUGGCUGAGAAACCCCAAAUCCAGCUCUUCGUCAAGGCAAGUGAGGAUGGGGAGAGCAUGGGCCACUGCCCCUUCUGCCAGCGGCUCUUCAUGGUGCUGCUGCUCAAAGGGGUGCCCUUCACCCUCACCACCGUGGAUGUGAAGAGGGCACUGGAUGUGCUGAAGGACUUUGCGCCGGGGGCCCAGCUGCCUGUUUUACUCUACAACGGCGAGCCAAAGACCGACACUGUCACCAUCGAGGACUUCCUGGAGGACAAAUUGGGCCCCCCCAUGUUCCCCAGCCUGGUCCCGCAGUACAGGGAGUCCAGCUUGGCCGGGAAUGACAUCUUCCACAAGUUCUCCACCUACAUCAAGAACCCAGUGCCUGCCCAGGACGAGGUGCUGCAGCGGAACCUGCUGCGGGCCCUGCUGAGCCUGGAUGAGUUCCUGAGUGUCCCCCUGGAGCAUGAACUGGUGAAUGACCCCCACCUCCGGGCCUCUCGACGCCGCUUCCUCGACGGGGACCAGCUCACCUUGGCAGACUGCAACCUGCUGCCCAAGCUCAAUAUCGUGCAGGUCGUGUGCCAGCACUACCGCCGCUUUGGCAUCCCCAAGGACCUGCAGGGCGUGUGGAGGUACCUCAACAGUGCCGGGGAAACCAAGGAGUUCAGAUACACCUGCCCCAGCAGCGAGGAGAUUGUACAAGCCUAUCGCUCUGUGGUGCGGUCGCUGCAGUGAGCACCUGCCUUGGUCCUGCUGUGACCAUCACAGUCCUGCCUGCACGCA
Messenger RNA from Strigops habroptila (Kakapo), 842 nucleotides. It is a transcript of the gene CLIC3, whose product is annotated as chloride intracellular channel 3. The record is from RefSeq and is a predicted model, not a curated record. Lineage: Eukaryota; Metazoa; Chordata; Aves; Psittaciformes; Psittacidae. Bases 3 to 794 code for a protein of 263 amino acids. The transcript is spliced from 6 exons.